Aspergillus caelatus is the source of this 1289-nucleotide messenger RNA. RefSeq names its product fungal specific transcription factor domain-containing protein. The record is from RefSeq and is a predicted model, not a curated record. NCBI's taxonomy places the organism in Eukaryota, Fungi, Ascomycota, Eurotiomycetes, Eurotiales, Aspergillaceae. The transcript has a single exon. Gene Ontology annotation, molecular function: zinc ion binding; DNA binding. Gene Ontology annotation, biological process: DNA-templated transcription. The annotation marks the transcript as partial.
AUAUGAGCUCCCUGCAGCCUCGGCGAGCCUGGAUCGCGUACCGCAGGGCCAACACCCUAGCUCAACUUGCCGGUAUCCACCAGAAGCAUAGGAACUCGGCACUCUUAGAUUCAUUGUUUUGGCAACUGUUUAGUGCAGAUCGAUGGGUAAGCCUGAUGAUUGGGCUUCCGUACUCGAUUCCAGAGAACCUUUGCGAUCUAAACAUUCCUCCUUUGACAGAGACCUCGCCGAUCAUUUUCCAUGCUCGACAUCUAGCUGUGUUGACCGGUCGGGUCAUUGAUUGCUUGCAGAUCAACAAAGAGCCAACGCUUUCGUCAGUCAUUAGAACUGAUGAGCAGAUUGACGAGGUUACCUCGCAGCUCCCGACGGGAUACCUAGACAUGGAGCAGAUAUCUACUUGCCAAGAUAUUCCUGAGAAGCAUGCACGGCUUUACCGGCUGGCAAACAUCCACCAGCUGAAGGCAUAUUUAUACUUGCCAUUUUUCUUGCAAUCUUCGGGUAUGAGUGGGCGAGAACAUGGCCGAGCUUCGUGCGUGAAAAGUGCACGGUCGCUGCUCGAGGCUUACUUAUGUUUGUAUGAGAGUGAUCCUACCACAACGCGCAUCGACAACAGCGUCAAGCUCUCCGGAUUCUCGGCACUUAGCGCUGCGGUCAUUAUCUUCCUUCAUCUCCUCGGGCGACAUACUUCGCGAGAGAAAAAGUCGAAACCGGACCCGGACUUAUAUGAUCAGUCUCUUAUCAACCGGACGCUUUCUGCCCUCAAGGAUUGCUCCGAAGGCCAACCACACUCGCUGAGUGGUCAAUGCCAUACAGCCCUAGAGGAGCUAGUAGUAGGCAGUAAAUCAUUAGAAAAAGGGACUGGUCGUCAAAUUGCCGUGCCGUAUUUUGGUAUCGUGACUGUAAAUCGCGAAUGUGAUGACGCUGUUGAAAGAGAGGAUGAAAUAUGGGAAGACAUUCCGACAGGGUUUGACGUGUCCGAGCCAGUAGCUACGGCUUCGGAGCAAUACAAUCUCCCAAUCUCGUUUGAUGACCUAUUGUUUUCAUACGAUGGUCCGUGGGUGGUCCCUAAUCCGAUGCAUUUGGACUUGGCUGUGGAUCAGGUUGAUGCGGGGUUGGACUGGAUGUCAGAGCUCAACUCUAGCGGUAAUUUCCGAGAGUAACUCCUUACUUCCAACAAUGUAUGUACUUACUGAAGAUGUACAUCUUCAGAGGUAGGUAUGUACGGAGGAAUAUCUGAUUAUUCUGCCUUUUGCCUCCUGUCGAUCAUCUCCACUACAAGUGGAAGUAGC